Anarrhichthys ocellatus (wolf-eel) is the source of this 7495-nucleotide messenger RNA. Its product is annotated as rho GTPase-activating protein 29-like. Gene Ontology annotation, cellular component: cytoplasm. Gene Ontology annotation, molecular function: GTPase activator activity. The coding region runs from base 3032 to 6763 and encodes 1243 amino acids. The record is from RefSeq and is a predicted model, not a curated record. The transcript is spliced from 20 exons. Gene Ontology annotation, biological process: activation of GTPase activity; signal transduction. Lineage: Eukaryota; Metazoa; Chordata; Actinopteri; Perciformes; Anarhichadidae.
UUACUCACAAGCAUGCAUGAAGGCACACAGACAUACGGGCAAAAGCACUCGGGCACCAAGAUGAUGCUCAUAUAUCUUGGCAUGAAAUCUCUUUGUUGCAUUUCUGGUUCAGGCUAAAAGCCUACGUCAGUUUUGGAGAUUUGUUUCUGAAAGGUCAUAGUAUGAGAAAUAAUUACUCCUUCAGCGACAGAUCUCUAUCCCGUCUCCUGAAUGAAUACAAAAGAAAAGGAAUCUCAACCCACAACUCCAGCCGGAAACGUGAUCCACUGCAAGGGUAUUUCUUCAACCUAACUUGCACACAAUGAUCUCUACAGCAGAGACUACACGGCUGUAAUUUGCAUUCCAUAUUUCAGCGACCGCGGAGGCCCCCGGCAGGCUGCUUGUCGGUCAAGCGCAUCCGUGCGUCUUCAUUCUUUUCCAAGCUUCAUGGGGGUGUGUGGUUGCCUGACAGCUAACCUGCCCUAUCUCAAUAUCUUGAGUUGUGACCUACUCCUUAGGAAUGCUUAAGAAUGCAUGUCUGCAUCUGUAGUCCGCUGAGAAGUGCUUCGACAAUGUUUAGAAUGCACGAAGGAAACAAAAGAGAUCCCGUGUUGGAUCAGCCAAAGAAUUAUUGGCAUUAUUGAGAUUAACUUUAAUUACUGGACUGACAGUGACGGGAUGGAAAAAUGACACCACAGCACGGCUAUUGUACAGCAUGGCGGUGCAGUGUGCCGCCGUUCCUGUUUUCAAGGAAAGCCCUGUCAUGUGAUCUCGCAGUAAGUACAGUAGUUGCAUAUCUAGUUGACAAGUGGAAACUUGGAAAUGUGCCUGUCCACAAGGGGGGGGGCCUUACAUCAACACCCAUGCUGGCUGGACUCUCCCUAAUGGCCAGUAGGUAACACAAUAUUGAUGCAGACAGCAAGCCAGAGGAGGACUGAAAGAGGAAUGAAUCGGCGAGACAUCAGAGAUGAGGACUCAAAGGUUUGGAUGAUAACAGGCCUCGUGCGUCUCAGUGUCUUCAAAGUGUGUCGUCUCUUCACUCACGUUGCUCUUUGAUGCUCGGGACACCUGGGGCGAGUUGAGCUGGCAGAAUUUACUGGAAAGAAAACCUCCCUCUCCAAACGCAUGGUUGUCCAACUAGUUUUAAAUGCCAUUUAUACAUGCAUCAGGGCUUGAGAUGUUUACUACCUUAUAAUUCAUUCUUUAAUAUCUAUUUUAUUGCUUCGAAAACAUCUCUUCAAACAACUGUAUUUAUUCAAGUUUCUGGCCCCUAAUUUAUUUUUCACUUGCCCGUUUGGACGCAUCAGGCAUUCCACUUGUUCGAACACAGAUUUUACUUGCCUUGGGCAAGCAUUAAUGUCAAGCCCUGGUAGAUGUUAUCCACUCAAACUAUUCACCUGUUAUUGUUUUUUAACUAACUGGAAAAUGUGAAGCACAUCAUCUGCUCCACUUAGCUUAAUUUAUGAUCUUUUUCACAGCCUCUCAUUGAAGUUCAAAAGCAGACCCAGACAAAAUAGCUUUUCCUGGUCACGUUUUGAGAGUGUUCAUGUUCCCCUCCUCCUACAGAAGUACAAGUGCAAUAAAAGUGUUAACUUCCUCAACUUUUUGAAUUUCUUUCCCUUCUGUCACUAUCAGAUGAAUGUUUUGUAGUUAAUUUAAUUAAUCUAAGAAAAGAAUGCUGUUGUAUAAUAGUAAUAAUAAUGGAUACUAUUUUCUGCAUGUAAAUACAAUAGUUUUUUUUUGUUUUCUUAAUAACAAAUCUUUGAUGUUUUAGUGUUUUUUAAAAGCAUAUCACAGCAGAGAUUUUAAGCUAUGUCAAGCCAGAAUUAUGAUAAUAUUAUAAGAUAUGGUUUUAACUCACUAAAGACAUUUUUCAGGAGCUAAUUGUCCCCGUUAUGGCUCAACCGAAAGAAGACAAUGGCCUCUGCACUUGAAUGAUGCAGUUUCCAUAUUUCAAUCGUGACAAGGGGGGGCAGAGCUCUGGAAUCAUUGUUAUGAGACCCACAGGAUGUCCUGAGGAAGAAAGAAGUCAGCGCAGAGUUGUACGCUAGCAUUCAUGGCCAGGGAGGUGCACGACAGGGAGGCUUGUGCCUUGCUGUCUCCCCUCUUUUCGUGUCGUCGGGAGUCUCUCUGGAUCGCGGGGUUUCCUCCCCAUCGCAGCAUGCCAUGACCCUUCUAUGCUUCGUCAACAGUUGGACAUUUACAAUUACCCAACCACCACUGACAUGGAUCGAAUUUGCUCUCAUGAAGAGGAAAUGGAAGCACAAAAGCUAGAAAGCAGACUGGAAAAUGGAACUUCUUAGAGCUUUUUUUUAUUUCCGGUACCAGUUACAAGACAACGAUGCCACGAGAGAGAGAGAGAAAAGGUAAGCGCUCUGACAGUUAGGUAUAGUAUUACAUGUCACAGAACUCAAGCUGUGUGAGUGUUUCCUGUUGCGGGCAGACAGGAAGUACUCGGCUUAGUUGGAUUUCACUCGGUCUUUUGCUCCUCUGAUUGCUCUCUGCAAAUGUCUUCUUGCUGAGAAAAACUGUUCCCCGACAGUGAAAGGAGAUGGCUCAUGGAUCAUAACACACUGGAACUAAAGAGGGAGACUUUGGGAUUGUUUCUGAAUAUUCCUUGAAUUGCCAUCCGUGAAGAUCCUUGAAGACUUUUCUCAUUGGAUGGGAAGACGUACAUGUCCUUGCCCUUUAAGCUGUUUUCAUAGUGUUGUCUUUAAAACUCUUGACCCUGCGUAACCACACCCUGUGUAACUUUUUGUCUGUCGUCGAAGGAGACUGUCAACACUUACUUGAGACAACGUCAGCCCUUUUAUAGAGACGACACACAAAAGCUAAACAUUUCACACUGGCUUCUAUUUCUCAUUAUUACAGAAAAACACACAAUGCUCUGAGGCAUUUAAUACAUCACUGUUGGUUUUUAAAUGUAUUUGAUCUAUUGUCCAUGUGUAUUUUUUUUAAAUUGGUGAUAUCUCAUCACCCGGCCACAUACAGGCCUUGUUGUGUUUAUGCAUUUGUUGAAUGAUUGAGUAUACAUAAGCUGGUUUGUAUAGCAAUGUCAUUUUGGCUGAGGUUCGUGUGUGUUUUGUCACUCUCCACAGGCAUUAACUUCAAGGAAGAGAACCAAGAAAACACAAAAGCUACAUUUGGCGAGAUACACACAUCCAUUGACACUCUGGCAUUCACAUUCGGCAAUGUAGUUUCUGACUUCCUUAUGGGAGAUGUGGACAGUGGCUCAGGGUUGGGGAUCCCCCAGACCAGGAGAAGCAGGUCUUUUGACAAUCUCUCUGUGGAUCCUGAGGGAUACGCUUCAGAGAAGAAUGAUCUUGUGGGACCAGAGGUGCCGCUGACGCGGGAGGAAGAAGUUGACUUGACCCUGCUGAAUAAUGACAGCGGUGUGGAGUCUGCUCUACUCUACGCCAAGGCCUGGUCCAAGUAUAUCAAAGACCUUCUGGCGUGGAUGGAGAAGCGACUGGCUAUGGAUAUUGAGUAUGCCAAAAGCUAUGCAAAGAUGGCUGAGUCUGCUAAGACACUGGUCAGUCAACAGGUGUACAUGCCAUUCAGUGAUGUCUACAUUUCUACAUUCAAGAACGACAUUGAAUACAAACAGCUGCUUGUUCAAACUGCGAUGGCUCUUCAGACGAAUAAGUUCAUACAGCCUCUCCUGGCCCGUAAAACUGAUCUUGACAAGUCGAGGAAAGACUUAAAGGAGCAGUGGCAGAGGGAGCAAAAGAAAAUGCAAGAGGCCGAUGCAACCUUGCGUAAGGCACGAGUGCUGAAGGCCCAGAGGAGAGAGGAGUACCAGAAAGCCCAUUCAUCUACCAACCGCUCCCAGGAGGAGCAGGCUAAUGCUGGUAACAAACAGCUGGAGAAGAAGAGGAAGCUGGAGGAGGAGGCUCUGCAGAAGGCGGAGGAGGCCCAGGACCAGUACCAGAGCUGUAUGGCUGACGCAGGCGUCAGGAGACUGGAUCUGGCCAACGCCAAGAGCACCAUCCUCACACAAAUCCGAGAGAUGGUCUUCCAGUGUGACCUCACGCUAAAAGCUGUGACAGUGAACUGGUUUCAGAUGCAGCAGGCGCAGACUGUGUCGCUCCCCCCCCACUACCAGGGCCUGAGCGAGAGUGCCAAGUUGUACGAACCGGGUGAAUGCUACGCUGAGUUCGUCCGCAAUCUGCCCAAAAAUCUGCCUAAAGAACGUGUGCACUUAGACUCCACCUCCUCUGACAAUACCAGGUUUGUGUUAAACAAAAGGUCAGUGGGCAGCACUCAUUCCUCCCAUGGCAACCUGUCUCAGGCAUCCAUCAACUCCUGCGAUGUGUUGAGCGGAGACGAAGUGGACAGUCCCCUUCACCGGCCGGCAAAGAUCGGCGAGCGGAGGUCCAACAGCAGCACGGACAUACAAGUGCUGAGAGGCCCGGCCACGCUGAGAGCCUGGGCCUCCAGUAGUCAGGGGAGCCAGGGCGGCAUGUGCAGUGACUCAGAGAGUGCGGGAGGCAGCAGCGAGUCAAGGUCCAUGGACUCCCCCACUGCCAGUCCAGGUGACUUCAAACGACGGCUGCCAAGGACUCCUUCCACUGGGACCAUGUCUUCUGCUGAUGACUUGGAUGAGAGAGAGCCGCCCUCGGACAAUGGUCUGGCAGAGAUGGUGACAGAGACGGCCAGUUCUCCGGGUCCCUUCCGAAAUGCUCAGAUGUCCAAAGCUGCUCAAACCCAUAAGCUGAGAAAACUACGCGCCCCGUCUAAGUGCAGAGAGUGCGACAGUUUGGUGGUUUUCCAUGGAGCGGAGUGUGAGGAGUGCUCCCUGGCCUGUCAUAAGAAGUGUCUGGAGACGCUUGCUAUCCAGUGUGGCCAUAAAAAGCUGCAAGGCAGACUGCAGCUGUUUGGUAUCGACUUUGCCCAAGCAGCAAAGAACAGCCCAGAUGGUGUCCCUUUUAUCAUCAAGAAGUGCGCGUCUGAGAUUGAGAGUCGAGCCCUCAACAUCAAGGGGAUUUAUCGUGUGAAUGGUGCCAAAUCACGCGUCGAGAAGCUUUGCCAGGCGUUUGAAAAUGGGAAGGACUUGGUGGAGCUGUCGGACGUCUCGCCUCACGACAUCAGCAAUGUCCUCAAACUCUACCUGAGACAGUUACCAGAGCCAUUGAUCCUGUAUCGAUACUACAACGACAUCAUCGGCUUGUCCAAAGAGUGCCAGAGAGUGAUUGUGGAGGAGGCUGAUAAACCUCGGAGCACCCAGACAGGAGAGAAGGGGGGGGCAAGCAUUCAGCUCAGCAGAGUCAUUUUCAAGAUCAGAGACCUUCUCCGCCAGCUGCCUACAGCCAAUUACAGGACUCUGCGCUUCCUUAUUGCACACCUGAACAGAGUGACCGAGCAGGCCGAGGAGAACAAGAUGACUGCGAGUAACCUGGGCAUUAUCUUCGGCCCCACACUGGUCAAGCCACGGCAGGCGGACGCUGAGGUGUCCCUUUCCUCGCUGGUAGACUACCCCUACCAGGCCCUGAUGGUGGAGUUGCUGGUGCGACACUUUCAAACAGUCUUUGAUGCAUCACUUUUGUCCGGCUCUGACAUCACCACGACUGGCCAGGCGUCCCCCAGACUCACCCCCCUAGAGAAGCUGCAGCGGCUCAGCAGACACUCCACCUCCCUGAUGGACAUCAAAGAGAGUGCCAAAGUGUACAAAAGAUACUCCUCAGUAAUCCCUUCCUCGCACAUCAUGGAUGAGGUUCAGGAGGUCCAGCCCGGAGCAGACGGAACAGAGGUCUCAGCCCUGGACAGACUCAACGGGAUCCAGGCGUCUAGUGAAGGCGAAGUCCAGAGGUCGACCUUAGUGUUCGGCCGCCCCAGCACCACCGCUGUGGCGCCAAAGGUCCAGCUACGCACCCAGCGCGCCAGACAUGUGUCUCGACCGAUCAGCAUGCCGCUAGAACGCCUGCCCAACCCCGCCCAGAUCAGUGAGAGGAAUUACCGUAACAGUGCUGCUAAAGAUGAUGAGAGUUCUGCUGAGCGGGACCCGAUCUCUGAAACUAUACCAGAGAUACCAGAGCCAGAAAAGGCUCGCCAGAGUGGCUCAUCAAGGGUUAGCACCUACUACAUCACUCCUUUCAUUGACACACAGACAAUGCAGAGGAGAACGUGGGACAGGAAGUACAAGCACUAUGAUGUUACACCCAGGACUGCUAAGAUUGUGGCCAACCUGCCGUCUGUCUGCUCUGGAGUACAACCUGUGAAGGCAACCGUGCCUGUCGCAACAACCACCGCGUCUGAGGUCUCCACCACAUGUACUGCGACCUCCGUUUUCUCCAACAACCCCUACACCAUGUCAGUCAAGCCUGGCUGGACUUCUAAAAGGGAAAAUUACGCAGAUGGUUCAGUCAGUGAGUCUAGCAGCUCACCAAACCUUCUGUUAUCGCUCAGGGCACCUAGAACUCUGCAGCCUCCUCCCGGAACUUUCUAUAAGCCCCCUUUGUCCAUUAACAGCAGAGCUAGGACGCUUCCAAACUGGACUACAACUGUUACCACCACCACCUCGUCGCUCGCCCCCACCAACUCUGCCCAGGUAGUCGCCCUGUCCUCUGCCCUAGCAAGCCCCCCACAGACACGGCUCCAGACACAGGACUCCACUGACGGCGCCACCGACCCCGGGGUCUCGACCUUCGCUACCCUUUCGCCCCCACAGUCCCCGCCCCCGAGCAGCCCCGACGACCUCAGCCCCAGCGAGACUAAACCCGUCUACCAAAGACUGCGACCUCGGCGGCUGCAGGAGCUUGAGCACAGAGAGGCCCAUUUCGUCUGACGCCCAAAAAAAACAUAUUAUAUCUGUAAAUAGUAAUGUAUCUGUGCCACAGUGUGUACUGUGGGAAACAUUUUUUCUAUCAUACAAGCUGAGAGUGGGAGAAGAUGUAGGCCUGUGAAAUGAAACCAUGAAAGUGUUAUACGUACUAAUAUAUUGUAUUUUACAUGUUCAAGUCAAAAUGUCAACAGUGGUUGGUCUCCCAAGCAUUCAAAGCAAACAAAUACUGCCGACAUUAACAAGAUAACAAAAAGAUGAAUUUGCCAACCACUCAUUGAUUCAUCUGUCUGUAAAGAAUAGUCCCGUCGAUCACUUUCCUUCUUUGAAUUGAACCUAUAAGUUCCUGUACAAUGUUUGAUUUGUUAUGAAAUGAUACUUUAUUGUAAUCACACAAUGCACUUAACACAGGUUCAAAUUCUAAUGUUGCCUUUUAAUGUUCAAAUGUGCUUAAUUUUGUAUUUUAUUCCACAAGGAACGGAUUGAGGUAUUUUUAAACACUUUCAGUUCAAAAGAGUUCAAUGUUUUUACCUUUUCAAUUUGUCCUUUGUUGCCUGUGAUUGGUACAUCUUUUCUCAGUAUGUAAACCUUAUGUAUCUGUUUACAUUUUUUAUACUCAUUCAUACAUACUGCAUGUUCGUCAGUCAUUUUGUCUCAUCGCAUUAUUUUGACUAUACAGAAGAAAAAUGACAUGCAACAGUGGUUGCUGCAAAUUAAAAAAUGUAGUUUAAACUUUUA